Exophiala viscosa is the source of this 1594-nucleotide messenger RNA. Its product is annotated as cell division protein methyltransferase FtsJ. Gene Ontology annotation, molecular function: tRNA methyltransferase activity. Gene Ontology annotation, biological process: tRNA methylation; cytoplasmic translation. Bases 252 to 1403 code for a protein of 383 amino acids. Gene Ontology annotation, cellular component: cytoplasm. Lineage: Eukaryota; Fungi; Ascomycota; Eurotiomycetes; Chaetothyriales; Herpotrichiellaceae. The record is from RefSeq and is a predicted model, not a curated record. The transcript has a single exon.
CCUCGACUGAUUUCCGGCGCGAUAUAACUUUCGCGACUGUCACUAAUGAUCGGCCGUAGCCUUGGCUUUGAGUGCCCGUCCUCAUGAGCAAUGGUCCGCCGGACUGCGUGGAGAACUGACAACGGCCGAGCAUCAAUAAUCACAUGGCAGUAUGACUUUCUUCUACCGCCGUAUAUUCAAUUUUCGGGGAAUCCAUCACGGCCUGGCAGACACGAGCUCCCAGAUAGCUGUCACUGUAUGGUCCAGGUAUCAUGGGUAAGUCAUCGAAGGACAAGCGAGACGCUUACUACCGUCUCGCCAAAGAGCAGAAUUGGCGGGCAAGGUCAGCGUUCAAGUUAAUUCAGAUUGAUGAACAAUUUGAUCUGUUCUCCUACGCAGAUCCUUCGAAAUGUACCAGAGUUGUUGACCUGUGCGCUGCUCCCGGUAGUUGGAGCCAAGUACUAUCACGGAUACUUAUCAAAGGCGAAAGUUUCGGCCGCAGGGCAUGGGUUGAGAAGAUGGAUAAAUUUCGGAAUCGCGCACCAUCAGCUUCCAAUCCUUCAUCCAGUGACCUGAAGGAGGAUAUGGCUUCUUUGAGGCUUCAGAAUCCAUCCUCACACCUAAAACCUCGACCAAAUGUCAAAAUAGUCGCUAUUGACUUACAACCAAUGGCACCGUUAGAGGGCAUCAUUCAACUCAAGGCCGACAUCACACAUCCGUCCACGGUCCCUCUUCUGUUGAAGGCCAUUGACCCCGAUUUUGACCAGCACAAUGAGACUCACCGAGUUGAUCUGGUCAUCAGCGAUGGCGCACCGGACGUGACCGGCAUGCACGACCUAGACAUUUACGUCCAGUCUCAACUGCUCUAUUCCGCACUCACCUUAGCAAUGAAAGUCCUCAGGCCAGGUGGGAAAUUUGUGGCCAAGAUCUUCCGUGGACGAAAUGUCGACAUGAUCUUUGCUCAGCUCAAGCUGGUAUUUGAAUGGGUUCAUAUUGCGAAGCCCAGAUCCAGUCGAGCAAGCAGUAUCGAGGCAUUUGUUGUCUGCGAAGGGUACACACCUGUCAAGAACUGGACUCCAGAGCUCGGCGAUGCACUGGAAAUACCACAACCCACCAAGCCGCCAACAUCGGUUUCUGAAAAGCAGACGAGACAUCUACGGGAGGAUGGUAUCGUGGAACUUCACUUCGAAGAUGAAGAGACCGAACCUCAGCGAUGGAUUGCUCCGUUUCUCGCCUGUGGUGAUCUUUCGGCGUGGGAUGCAGAUGCGACAUACAAACUGCCUGAAGGUCACACCAGUCUUCCGCCUGUACAACCUCCCACAGCGCCACCUUAUAAGGAUGCUAUCGAAAAACGAAGAGCCGAAGGUGGUGCUUAUGGCAAGACGAAGCAUCGCUCCAACGCAAGUCACCAACUUGAGACAUGAUAGGCAGACUUCAAUGCUCGAGUUUGCCGUGCUUACUCUGCCUGCGCCAAAGACACGUUCAAGGCUUCGGUAUGGGCUUGUGGUGAUGCUUGUUAUCAAGCGAUGCACCGUCGAACUUUUUGGCAAAGUGAGGUCGAGGCCUACCACUAGGCCAGUAGUUGAUCGCAGAGGUCUGCCGUGGCACUGAAGGA